AUGUACUCAGAGAAGGGUACUCGCGACUUUAACAUCAUACCGGUCGAAAAGUUCAACCAAUGCAUUUCGAAAAAACUUGGUUUUGGUGAUUGGCUCGAACUAGAGGAGGUUGAAUAUAUCGAUCCGACAAACGUUAAAAGGAACUGGGAACUGUGUCGAAGAAAAAAAAAGUCUAAACAUGACGUUGAUGCAAUUGAUAUCCAUGCAAUAAUUAAAAAUAUAAAUUCUCCUCAAAUCAUUUUGGUGGUUCAAUAUCGACCGCCCGUUGGAAAAUAUUGUAUUGAAUUUCCUUCAGGGUUAAUUGACCCAGAAGAAUCAAUAGAAGUAGCUGCGCUUCGUGAGCUUCGUGAAGAAACAGGCUACACAGGUAAGAUACAAAGUAUAUCGGAUCCCAUAUGUUACGAACCGGGUUUGUCAAGUUCCAUGACAAGGAUUGUUGAUGUUGAAGUCGAUUUAACGAAUGAUUCUCCUACGCAAAAUCUGGAAGAUGACGAAUGGAGUCUGCAAGUAAUUAAAGUUCCUAUAGAAAGUCUAUACGAAAAAUUACAGGAAUUACAGAAACAACAUUCUGAAAAUUUAUUAAUUGAUAGUAGACUAUACACCUAUGCAUAUGGACUACAUGCUGCAAAGGAUCUGCUCUAUUGUAAAGCGAAUAAUAAUAAUUAA
Messenger RNA from Dentiscutata erythropus, 666 nucleotides. NCBI's taxonomy places the organism in Eukaryota, Fungi, Glomeromycota, Glomeromycetes, Diversisporales, Gigasporaceae. The record is from the annotation of a GenBank genome assembly.